This is a messenger RNA of Penicillium antarcticum, 876 nucleotides long. RefSeq names its product RTA1 domain-containing protein. The transcript has 3 exons. The record is from RefSeq and is a predicted model, not a curated record. Gene Ontology annotation, cellular component: membrane. NCBI's taxonomy places the organism in Eukaryota, Fungi, Ascomycota, Eurotiomycetes, Eurotiales, Aspergillaceae. Bases 1 to 876 code for a protein of 291 amino acids.
AUGGUCUCCUCCGAAAGUGGCUGGGUUGCCUAUACAUACAACCCCUCAAUGGCAGCAGCCGUGAUAUUCGUCAUCCUCUUCGCAGUAAUAACCCUCCUCCACACAUUCCACCUCAUCCGAACACGAACAUGGUUCUUCAUCCCGCUAGUGAUCGGCGGAUACUUCGAGCUCAUAGGCUACAUCGGCCGCGCAAUGUCAGCCCACCAAUCCCCAAAUUGGACACUGGGACCCUACGUUAUGCAAAGCACGCUCCUACUCAUAGCACCAGCCCUCUUUGCAGCGAGCAUCUAUAUGGAGCUCGGCCGGAUAGUGAGAAUGGUCCAAGGAGAAAAAUUGGCACUCGUACGUGUCUCGUGGAUGACGAAGAUAUUCGUCGCGGGCGAUGUGUUUAGUUUCUUGAUGCAGGCUUCUGGUGCUGGCAUCAUGGUCACAGGCUCUUCAAGCUCAACAUCAACAGGCCAAAACGUCAUCAUCGGCGGUCUCUUCGUUCAGAUCAUCUUCUUUGGCUUCUUCCUAAUUAGCGCAUUGGUCUUCCAAAUGCGGAUGCGGGCUGAUGCUGCUGCGAAAAGUAUUGCAAAUCAAUUCCCCUGGCGUAAGCAUAUGUGGGCGUUGCAUGCGUCCAGUAUUCUUGUGCUUAUUCGUUCUGUUGUUCGUGUUGUUGAGUAUAUCCAGGGGACGUACGGGUAUAUUAUGAGCCAUGAGGCGUUUAUUUAUGUUUUCGAUGGGCUUUUGAUGUUUGUGCUUAUGGUUAUUUUUGUAGUUGUUCAUCCUAGCGAGGUUAAUUACCUUCUUGGACGGGGACGGGCCGUUGUUCGGAUGGGUGGGUUGAAAGUUGAAAAUGGUGUUAUGUGUUAUGGUUUAACUGAAUCUGGGUAA